Cryptococcus wingfieldii CBS 7118 is the source of this 426-nucleotide messenger RNA. RefSeq lists its product as hypothetical. The record is from RefSeq and is a predicted model, not a curated record. Bases 1 to 426 code for a protein of 141 amino acids. NCBI's taxonomy places the organism in Eukaryota, Fungi, Basidiomycota, Tremellomycetes, Tremellales, Cryptococcaceae. The transcript has a single exon.
AUGGCCCCUCCCUCUACCACUCCCAUUGCUACCCAGUCCCGCGCCCGCCCUGCCCCUUCCCUCGCUCGAACGUCGUCCCCCCUUCCCCGACGGACCUCCAAUAGGUCUGCGACAGCUCCCUCUGAGGCGAGCCGUACUACUCUGCACUUGCCCAGGCCCAGGCAGCCGACCUUUCGCUCCUGGACCCUGCCUUGGUCAGAUCUCUACAUUCAGGUGCUUGCUGUCUUGUGGGGCGAUGAGCGCAGGGACGAGUACGAAAGGAAGCUCGCAGAAUUGCUGGAGACGCGCCCUUGCCCGCGCACUCUAUUGGAGGAGGUUGACUUUGGUGACCCGGCUGGAGAUGAAGACGAGGUGAGCGUGGAUGACCGGGCAGACGAAUCUGGAGAGUCCUUCUGGGAAGGCGGCGUGUUGGAUUCUAGAGAGUAG